UGUGAUCUGUGACCAAGAGCACAGAGGCUUGCUUCACUUUCAGGAACCAUAUAUCGAUCUCAACCAUACUAGGCCAGCUACGGUUCACUCUGCAAUGGCGCACCAAAAUGACAAUCCGUCGUCUCCUCGAUCAUCGACUGGAGGAGCCGAUUCUUUCAAGGGCACGCCCGACACUCGAUUGACCUCCAUGAGCCCAGACGAUGGUUCAAAAUCAGCCAGCCUUCUCAAGAGUUUUGCCCGCUCGGCUACCACCACGUCCCCCGCUCGGCUUCCUACCAGCAGCUUUCGCGGUGUAGUUUCUCACAUGGAUAAAGAUCCUUUCAUCACCUCCAUGCAUGGCGUUGGCACGAGAUUAUCACCAACAGCCUCAACAUUCAGCCCUUUUGUUGGCAACACUUACGUCCGCUUACCAGACGGAGAAGGUCCUAUUUCUGGCGCGCUGAGUACCGAUAUUGGAUUGUCGAGAAUUCUUGUUAUAUCAUCGCCCACCCAAAUUUCCACGCGUGAGGUGGAAGCUGUUUUAGCCGACAUUGAAAAAGAUGGCAACCACACUUAUGGCGCAAGAAAUUUCAAGACUCACAGUGGCGGAGUGUUUAUCUACUUCACCGAUAUCAGAGAUGCCUGUGCUGUACAGGCAAAACUUCAUCAAGUGGACAAGGGCUGGAAAAUUGCCUUUGCCAAUCCCACGCGCGUUGCCCAGUCUCAAGGCGCUCACCUGGAUGUAGGACAAGGUGCAGGAAGUUUGGAUUCUAAUCCUCGAGCUGAGUUGGAUAAGCUUUCCAGCUAUGCAGUAGGCCUCUCUCAUACUGGCCAAGUCCAAGUCUUUGUUGUAGUCCCGCCCGGAGUUGUUAUGGACUCGACUCACGUUAUGGGAGUGGCUCAUCGGUUCUUGCAAUCACACGGUCGCCUGUUCGCUUUUGUCAGGUUAUCUGCUUUCCCAAACGGCUCUUUCAGAGCUGUUGCUGAGUUUUGUGAUACCACCACAGCCUUCCCCGUCAUACAAGCUUGCAGUGGUGGCAUCUCCACUGAGGGAAUCCAGCUAUUCGCAUCAGCAUACAACUCUGACGCUUUGUCAGCCUCAGGGAUCACCGACGCAAUGGGAGAUAUGACCGUUAGCAAAAGAACAGAUGACCCCGGCCAACAACGCCUUGGUUCUGUCAGUCCUAACUCAAACUCAAACUCUUCUCAGGUUGGGCAGGGAGAUGCUCACUACAAUGCACCUGUAGCCAUGUAUCCAUUCAUGUUCCAAACGCCAUUCACGCCGGCCGUUCCAUAUAUGCUAGACUCAUUCCUGCCCCCGGUGCAAACAAGCUCGGGUAGCCCUUUGACACCAUUUACUCCGCAGUACCCUGUCUUUGGAACUUUGUAUCAAACGCCGCCGUCUCCAGCCCUUACCGCCCAGAACAACUAUAGUCCAUCGAGGACCUUCUCGGGGGCUGACAGAGCAGAUGCCCGCCGCCAGAAUGCCAUGAGAGUCAGCAGGUCUACUUAUCACAGCACAGCGACUCAUCAUAACCACGUUGACAUCACACGCAUUCGCGACGGGAUCGACGUUCGCACCACAAUUAUGCUUCGGAAUAUUCCCAACAAAGUGGACCAAGCCAUGCUUAAAAGAAUCAUUGACGAGUCUAGUUGGGGAAAAUACGAUUUCAUGUACCUUCGCAUCGACUUUGCCAACGAUUGCAACGUUGGAUAUGCGUUCAUCAACUUUGUGGAUCCUCUGGAUAUUAUUGAUUUUGUCAAUGCCCGCGGAAAUCAGCGCUGGAACUGCUUCAAAAGUGAUAAGGUAGCAGAGAUCUCAUAUGCCACUAUUCAGGGCAAAGACUGUCUGGUGCAGAAAUUUCGAAACAGUUCAGUAAUGCUAGAGGCCUCGCACUAUCGCCCCAAACUUUACUAUACAUCUAAUGGACCAAUGCCCGACCUCGCUGGGCAAGAAGAGCCGUUCCCAGACCCUGAUAAUCAAUCCAAAAUGAAGCGGAGUUGCGAGAAUGCUGAACAUGUCGGCCUCUUCACACCGAAUGCGGGGCAGCACUUUCGUGACGAACAGCGGCGCCGGCGAUCUCAGUAUGAUCGAGGAACUCGUCUUGCAGCCCUCGAGGAGUACGACUACGAGACCGCCAUACAGCAUCUCUACGGCAGUACGUCUUAGUGAGUGAAGUUCUAACUGAACUAUCUUUGGCCAAAAAAACAAAAGCCACCAUGAUUUUGCGGACGUUGUUGAAGUUUACUGAUUCUAUUUGCGAUGAUCGUUUUCACUUACUUCGGACGGACCAACCCACUUUGCUAUAUACCGCUUGAUAAGCCAUGAAUUUCACAAGGUAAAAUGAGGAUACGUAGC
This is a messenger RNA of Trichoderma asperellum CBS 433.97, 2338 nucleotides long. RefSeq lists its product as uncharacterized. The record is from RefSeq and is a predicted model, not a curated record. Gene Ontology annotation, molecular function: RNA binding. Lineage: Eukaryota; Fungi; Ascomycota; Sordariomycetes; Hypocreales; Hypocreaceae.